Messenger RNA from Nymphaea colorata (pocket water lily), 4511 nucleotides. Its product is annotated as AP3-complex subunit beta-A. Gene Ontology annotation, biological process: vesicle-mediated transport; intracellular protein transport. The transcript has 11 exons. NCBI's taxonomy places the organism in Eukaryota, Viridiplantae, Streptophyta, Magnoliopsida, Nymphaeales, Nymphaeaceae. The record is from RefSeq and is a predicted model, not a curated record. Gene Ontology annotation, cellular component: membrane coat; AP-3 adaptor complex. Bases 274 to 3756 code for a protein of 1160 amino acids.
GCCGUCUACACGUCAUCUAUAGCGUCCAUCUGAAAGAUGAAUGGGAGAAAGGCGGAGAACGGUGACGGGCGGAGCCCCCCGAAACCCAAUGACCCAGGUUUCUUCCGGUCAUCUUGAAGACGUACGGCUAAAGAUCCACUCCCCGAUCUCCGUUGCCUGAUCGAGAUCUCGCUCUCCCACUGAGCAAGAUGAAGCAGCAGAAGAAGGAGCCAUAGAGGAAGGAAGGAGGGAGAGAGAUUAGGGUGGCGGAGGAGCAGCGGUGGUCCGGAAAAGAUGUUCCCUCAAUUCGGGCCGACGGCGGCGAGCAUAACUAAAGCGUCGACUAUGGUGUUCAGGAUCGGAACGGAUGCCCACCUUUACGACGACCCAGAGGACGUGAGCAUCGGGCCCCUCCUCGACAGCAAAUUCGACUCGGAGAAGGUCGAUGCCUUGAAGCGCCUCCUCGCGCUCAUCGCCCAGGGUUGCGACGUCGUCAAUUUCUUCCCUCAGGUUGUUAAAAAUGUUGCAUCUCAAUCAUUGGAAGUGAAGAAGCUCGUCUACUUGUAUCUACUGCAUUAUGCGGAAAAACGACCAAAUGAAGCACUGUUAUCCAUUAAUUGUUACCAGAAGGACUUAGCAGAUCUGAACCCAUUGGUACGUGCCUGGGCUCUUCGUGCAAUGGCAGGUAUUCGCUUACAUGUUGUAGCUCCUCUUGUUUUAGCAGCUGUUGGGAAGUGCGCUCGAGAUCCAUCUGCAUAUGUUAGGAAAUGUGCUGCUAAUGCCCUUCCAAAGUUGUAUGAUUUGCGUCAGGAGCAAACCUAUGGUUCUAUUGAAGAGCUUAUUGGAAUCUUGCUGAACGACAAUUCACCUGGUGUUGUUGGAGCUGCUGCAGCAGCAUUUAAUUAUAUUUGCCCCACUAAUUUGGUGCUGAUAGGCAGAGGAUUUCGCAGACUCUGUGAGAUUCUUCCUGAUGUUGAUGAAUGGGGACAGAUAAUCUUAAUUGGGAUUCUUCUGCGAUAUGCUGUGGCAAGAUAUGGCCUUCCAAGUAGAUCAUCUGUUGGUGUAUCUUCUGAGAAUCGGAGCUCAUUUUCUAAAACAAUUUCUGUAAAUGUGGAUGCUUUACCUGAAAAUCGUUUUGGAAUGACAGAAGGACAAGUUGAUGAUUCAAAUUUUAUUUCGUUGUUGUUCAGUUCUUAUGUGGAAGGACAAGAUGAGUUCUUGUUAAGAUCAAACUGUACAACCAAAAGUUCAGACUUCUUAGAAAGUCCAGGUCUUUCGUGUGGUGAAAACCAUGAUGUUAAGAUUCUUCUGCAAUGUACUUCACCUCUUUUGUGGAGUCAAAACAGUGCUGUGGUCCUUGCAGCAGCUGGAGUCCACUGGAUUGUGGCUCCCAGGGAAGAUAUCAAGAGGAUCAUUAAUCCAAUUUUAUUUCUUCUCAGAUCAGCAAACUCCUCAUUAUAUGUGGUUCUGUGCAACUUAUUAGUGUUUGCAAAGGCAAUGCCUUCUCUCUUUGCACCAUACUUCAAGAACUUUUUUGUGCAUUCUUCUGAUUCAUACCAUAUCAGGGCUAUGAAGCUUGAGAUACUGUCUAUCAUUGCUACUGACUCAUCAAUUCCACUUAUUUUUCAAGAGUUUCAGGACUAUCUUAAAGAUCCAGAUAGAAGAUUUGUUGCUGAUACAGUUCAUGUGAUUGGUGAAUGUGCACAACGGCUUCCAAAAGUUUCUGCUACAUGCUUGGAAGGACUUUUGAAUUUGAUCAGACAAGAGUCCUCUGAAAAUAUCAUGAAUAUGGAAGAAGAGGGAGCUGUGCUAUCGCAGGCAGUGGUUGCCCUCAAAACAAUUGUAAAAGACAGUCCUGCUAAGCAUGAAAAGGUGAUUAUCCGUCUCGCUCGUUGCUUAGAUAUAAUCAAGGUCCCUGCUGCUCGUGCUCUGAUUGUUUGGAUGAUAGGAGAAUAUUGUACAGUUGGGCGUGACUUUCUGCAGACGAUACCUGUCAUACUUCAAUAUCUUGCUCAACACUUCAGUUCGGAAAACAUGGAAACAAAGCAACAAAUCCUUAAUACAACUGCUAAGGUCGUAGUAUGUUCCCAAACUGAAGAUAUGCAUACAUGCAUCAAGGUGCUUAUUUAUGUACUGGAACUAGCAAGGUGUGACUUGAACUAUGAUGUGCGUGAUCGUGCACGCAUUGUAAGUAAACUUCUAGCAUGCCAUGUCAAUUCUCAAAAUGCUGAAGGCGGCAGAACCCAUCCUGUUCUAAAUCCAAGCUUGCACUAUGAGCUUGCAGAGAGUAUGCUGGGAAGGAAAGUGAAACCAAUUUCACAUGUUCCAGCUUGCAGUCGCUUUUAUCUUCCUGGAUCUCUUUCACAUAUUGUGCUGCAUCCUGCUCCGGGCUAUGAAUCACUUCCCAAGCCUUGUAGUCUUGCAAAUGUUGACCUUCAUUGUAGCCUGGAGGAUCUUCAUGAGGAAAAGGUGACUGGUGACAAAUGUAAUUCUCCUGGCUCAAGUUAUACUGAGAAUGGGUCAAGUGAUUCUGACUCAUUGUCAGGAUCUUCAGAAAAAGAGAGAUCAGAUUAUGAUUCUCAAGGGCCUGAUUCUAAUGAAAAUGAAGGGGCUGCCUCUGUUGACGGUGGAAGGGGUAAUGGUACUAGCAGAUUACUCCUUGCUGAUGUUGAGGACAUGCAGACCUCAGGUGCACUAAUACAUUUUUCAGAUGUUGAUGCUGAGUAUAACGAACUGAAUCAAGCUGCAGACGGCAAUGGUUCUUCAUCGUCUCAUCUGAAUGUUUCUGAAUUGUUAUCUAAGGAAAAGCUGGAGUCAUGGUUGGGACAACAACAAAGCAUGUCUGAGCCAAGGUGUCCAGCAGAAGGGAUUUCAUUACCUUCUACAGCUAGAAUUACAAUAAGGGAGACUGACCUAACAAUCAAACCCAAAGUCCAUAAACUGUUAGACCCCACGAGUGGGAAUGGGUUGGGUGUUGAAUAUUCUUUCUCCUCUGAGGUUUCAGGCAUUUCUCCAGAACUUGUUUGUUUGGAGAUUUACUUUGAGAACCAUUCUACUGAACCAUUGACAAAAAUAUCUGUGAUGGAUGAAGGUUCAAGUAAAAGUCAAGACAGUGUGGCUCAAAAACUUGAAAUAGCUGAAAUCUCAGUGACGCCAACUCAGAUGCAAGGGAUAGUUCCAAUGGAGGAAAUUCCCUGUCUUCAUCCUGGUGAAGGAAUCAAAAGAUUUUUGCAUGUCCGUUUUCACCAUCAUCUCUUGCCUAUCAAGAUUUCUAUAUGCUGCAGUGGCAAGAAGUAUCCUGCUAAGUUGCGGCCAGACGUGGGAUAUUUUAUAAAGCCGCUUUUCUUGGAUUUGAAAACUUUUGUUGAUAAGGAAUCUCAGCUUCCUGGAAUGUUUGAAUAUACUCGAAGAUGUACAUUCACUGCCCACAUUGGUGAUCUGCAUUCUGAGAGAUUUGAUGGCUCUGCAAGCAGCGACAAGGUUCUUGUGGUGGCCCAGAGGUUAGCAUCAGAAAUACUCAGCAAUGCAAAUAUUUCACUGGUCGCAGUUACCAUACCAGUCUCUGUAACUGAUGCUCAUGUGAAGGACGUUGAUGAUGUUUCUGGCUUGUGCUUGCGAUUUGGUUGUGAAAUCUCUAGUAGUUCUAUUCCCUGUCUGCUUACUGUUACUGCUGAAGGUAGAUACAGUGGACCUCUCACAGUUGUAUUAAGAAUCAACUGCGAGGAAAGCAUAUUUGGUUUAAACUUGUUGAAUAGGAUAGGUGCAGUAUUUGCUUGAGGUUUAUAAUGAAGAUGUGCCCAAGAUUCAGAUAGAAGUAUGGUUUGCUAUCAUUCAGUUUUUGUGUCAGCAACAUGUUCUUUUUGUGGUGGCAAUAUUUGAUUUUAGCGACAAAGCAAGGAAUCGGGUCAGAAGUGGUGAACUUUGGAGGCUCAAAAGGUCGUUUUGGAUUUUCUGAGAGUGAGGAGAAUGAUCAUGGAUCUUCUGAUCUUUUUUGCAAGAUAUGUUGGGUCUGCAUAUAGUUGGUGCAGGGAAACGUCUAGUGGUUUUUUACGACUAAAUGGGUCUCACACGUGAGUAACUUGGAAAAGCUAUGGAUGCUUCUGCGCAGUCACUGAGUGAACAUGGAAAAGCAAAGGGGCUUACUGGGAAAUAGAUAUCAGUUGCAAACCUAUGAAGGGUUCAGCUCUGGUAGCAAUAAUGUAGAAUAGCUUAUUAGUUAGAUGAAUAUACUUGAAUUUCUUGGCCAGAUGAGGAAGGGCCCUUGUAACACAUUUAUGGGUAACAGUGUGGGGCUGACGCUCAGGAUCUCUUGGUUCAUUUCAUGCAACAUUGAGCAUCCAAUGACUGGACCCAUGAAAAAGCGGUGAUGCUUCAGAAUUUUUUUUAGAGGAAGAAGCGUCCAUGCAUUACACGGAAAUGUGUUUUGUCGUGUUCUCCCUGUAACUAGCUGAUACUAGAGAAUGAUGUCGUUUGAGGAGCAAAUGCUAUUCUUGCAAAUAUGCCGGUUUUUGAGUUGUUCGGUUGAGACUUUA